CCACCCCUUUCUCUCUCUUCCUCUGCGGCUGUGUCUCCUCUGUGUCCCUCUCUCCCUCCAUCUCCCCAUUGUCCUCUGCCUGGUCCUGCAUCUCCGCCUCACUGUUCCUGUAUCACCACUUCCUUAUUUGUCAUCUCUUGGCCUCCUUUCAUCAUCACUGCUGUUAUUCUGUACGAGUGUGUUUAGAGUUGGGGCACCUCUGCCUCUUUUCUCCCUCUUCGCUUUUUUUCUCUCUCUCUGUGCCUGUGUCUGUUCUGCCUUCCCCUUCUUCCCUCUGUUUUUCUGUUUCCGCCUCUCACUUUUCCACACUCGCCUCUCCGUGAAUGUCUGUCCCUGCGCCCUGCCCCCGUGUGUUUUGUCUUUUUCUGUCUGCCUCCCUUCCCCAUCUCUAUUCCUCUCCUGCUCUUUCUCCAUCUCCCUAAAUCCUCUCUACCUCUGACUCUUCUCUCUCUGGCCUGUAUUUCUCUUCCUCUUUCUCUGCCUCUCCACCUCCAUAUGCUACUUCUCUCACAUUUUCUAGACUCUCUCUCCUCCCAUGGCAGCCCCUCUCUCUGCCUCUGUCCCUCCCUCUCUCAGACCCUCUCCCACCCCCACCCCAUCCACCCUGCCCUGGGGUCCCCCUCCCUGGAUUGCUUCCAGAUUACAACACCUUCACCUGCCAGGCAGGCGGGUUCUCAUUAACAGCUGUGACUACUUCUCUGAAUCCAACCCCCCAGCCCUCAGAAUGUUCCUCCUGCUGGCAGCACUUCAGAUCUUGGCUGUAGCCAUGGCACAGAACCAAGGGAACAAGAUAAUUGGUGGCUACAGAUGCAGCCGGAACUCCCAACCAUGGCAGGCAGCCCUACUGGCAGGCCCCUGCCGUAGUUUUCUCUGUGGAGGGUCCCUGCUGUCCGACCAAUGGGUCAUCACUGCUGCUCACUGCACUCAUCCGGUGACUCCGGGGGACCCCUGGUGUGCAGAGGAGAGCUCCAGGGCCUCGUGUCCUGGGGGAUGGAGAACUGCGCCCAGCCUGGUUACCCCGGCGUCUACACCAACCUGUGCAAGUACCAAACCUGGAUCCAGGAGACCAUACAGAGCAGAUCAUAGCCGGUGUUACAGAAUAUCACCUGCCCCCAUUCUCCCCAAGACCCAGGGAUCCUGGCCCCCAGAUCCCCCUCCCUCAGACCCACAAGUCCAGGCCCCCAGCAUCCUGAUCGUGACCCCUGGCUCGGAACUCCCCUUUCCCAGAGCACUUCCUUCAGGGGUUCUCUCUGCACCCCACAACAUCCCCGUCAUUAUUCAAGGUGCCCCUGAGACACAGAUCAGGAGCGUGAAGGCAAAGGUGCUGCACUGGCACCAUAUUCCGAAGAAGACAAUUUUCAAAACUCUUAGUGUCUGUAAAAACCAGGUAAAUACUACUAAUAAAACUUUAACCAUCCUAAAUUCCAUUCUCCAUUCAUUUAAUUCACCCAGCAGAUAUGCACACAGAGGUCCAAUGAUGCCCAGCCAGGAGCCAUGUUCCAAAGUGCAUGGUGUCCCCUGGGGGUCUGCCCCCUCACCAUCCACUGUACUUGCUGUGGCAGAAGGAAGCGCCCCAGCCUUGCACUGUGACCCAGAGCAGGACUGCCCUUCCCCCAGCCUCCUCUCAGAGUCCUGUGAGCAGGGGCUGCGGAGCUCCCGGACAGGGAGGGCGAAGACCUACCUUGUUUCCUGGAAAACACUAUGGAAGUGAAGAGAUCCCCUUUUU
This is a messenger RNA of Physeter macrocephalus (sperm whale), 1726 nucleotides long. RefSeq names its product kallikrein related peptidase 14 (gene KLK14). NCBI's taxonomy places the organism in Eukaryota, Metazoa, Chordata, Mammalia, Artiodactyla, Physeteridae. The transcript has 4 exons. Gene Ontology annotation, biological process: proteolysis. The coding region runs from base 536 to 1711 and encodes 391 amino acids. Gene Ontology annotation, molecular function: serine-type endopeptidase activity. The record is from RefSeq and is a predicted model, not a curated record.